Propithecus coquereli (Coquerel's sifaka) is the source of this 327-nucleotide messenger RNA. RefSeq names its product 40S ribosomal protein S26-like. Gene Ontology annotation, biological process: translation. Lineage: Eukaryota; Metazoa; Chordata; Mammalia; Primates; Indriidae. The transcript has a single exon. Gene Ontology annotation, molecular function: structural constituent of ribosome; mRNA binding. The record is from RefSeq and is a predicted model, not a curated record. Gene Ontology annotation, cellular component: ribosome; cytosolic small ribosomal subunit. The coding region runs from base 1 to 327 and encodes 108 amino acids.
AUGACAAAGAAAAGAAGGAACAACGGUAGUGCCAACAAGGGCCGUGGCCACGUGCAUCCUAUUCACCACAUGAACUGCGCCCCAUGCGCACCUAGAGACAAAGCUAUAAAGAAUUUCAUCAUUUGGAAUGUAGUGGUGGUCACAGCCGUCAGGGACAUUUCUGAAGCGACUCUCUUCGAUGCCUAUGUGCUGCCCAGGCCGUAUGUGAAGCUGCAUUUCUGUGCGAGUGGUGCCAGUCACGGCAAGGUAGUCAGGAACCGCUCCCAGGAAGCCCGCAAGGACCGAACACCCCCACAACGAUUUAGACCUGCGGGGUCUGCCCCGUGA